CUGCUGCACGUCGCGCCGAUGGCGGCGGUGACCGACCGCCACUUUCGCAUGCUCAUCCGCUGCGUCAGCCCGCUGCCGACGCUGUGGAGCGAGAUGACCUGGGACACCGUCGCCAUCGAGACGGUGGACGCCGAGGCGCUCAUGGGGUUCUCAGCGGCGGAGCGGCCCGUGGUGCUGCAGCUCGGCGGCAGCCAACCCGAGCGGCUCGCGCGCGCGGCGGCGCUGGCGGUCUCGCGCGGGUAUCAGCACAUCAACCUCAACUGCGGCUGUCCGGCGGGCACCAACGAGUGGCGAGCGUGCUACGGCGCCAGGCUGAUGCUCGACCCGCGGCUCGUGGCGACGCCGAGCAGAUGGGCGCGGCGCCGCCGACCGUCCGUCAAGUGCCGGCUCGGCGUCGACGGCCGCGAUUCGUACGACGGUCUCGUGGAGUUUGUGCGUCUCGUCUCGGGCGAGGGCGGUGUGCGCGUCUUCAUCGUGCAUGCGCGCGUGGCGCUUCUCACCCUCAACGCGGCCGCCAAUCGAACGGUGCCGCCGCUCGACCACGAGCGCGUCCUCCGGCUCGCGGCCGCCUUCCCGCACCUCACCUUCAUUAUCAAUGGCGGCGUCACCAGCCUCGAGCAGGCGGCGGCGCUCAUCGCGCGUGGCGUGCGCGGCGCGAUGAUCGGCCGGCAGUCUGUGACGGAGCCGUACCUGUUUGCGCGCUCGGCGGUGCUGAGUGGCGGCGGAGGCGCGGCGCGCAGCCGGCGGGAGGCGCUCGACCUCUACCUGACCUACGCAUCGGAGGCGCAGGCCGCGAACUGGGGCGGCGGCCACCCCGUCACACUCGCCCGCGCGCUGCUUGCACCCAUCAGUGGUCUCUUUCACGCCACGGAGAGCGGGUCGAGGUGGCGGCGCGCGGUGCGCGCGGCCAUGCAGGAGCGCGGGCGGCUGCGCGACUGCCCGAUUGCAGACAGUGGCGGACGCGCUGCUCGACGACCGCCCUGCGGUGGCACUGCGGCACUCGCCGCCCGACGCACCGUCGCGCGCCGAGGACGAAAGUGA
Messenger RNA from Emiliania huxleyi CCMP1516, 1041 nucleotides. RefSeq lists its product as hypothetical. Lineage: Eukaryota; Haptophyta; Isochrysidales; Noelaerhabdaceae. Gene Ontology annotation, biological process: tRNA dihydrouridine synthesis. Gene Ontology annotation, molecular function: flavin adenine dinucleotide binding; tRNA dihydrouridine synthase activity. The record is from RefSeq and is a predicted model, not a curated record. The annotation marks the transcript as partial. The transcript is spliced from 2 exons.